AAUAAGAAAAUCCAUGUUGUUGACUUCAAGCCCAUGACACCAAAUUUCCAGUAUGUUGGUAAUAGAGACAUCCUGUUUGGUAAUCCGUGACCAGGUCGAGCGAUGAUGGCCGCCGAUGAGACUUGUUGGAAUAACUUACCUAGUGUGAUUUUGGUCGAAGUUUUCUCUUAUUUAUCCCAAGAAGACAAAAUUCGAGCAUCUUCAACAUGCAAAAAUUGGAGGUUUGCUUUAUAUCACCCCAGUUUUUGGCAAAACAUACAUUUCAAAGCCAAAACGAAGGACAGGAACAGUAUGUCCCGGACUCGAUAUCUCACGGAUUGUUUUGCGAAAAAGUUACGCAAUGCCACUGUAAGUUUUGAUUCAAUGGACCCAUUAUGUGUUCAGGAAGCAGCAAGAGUUUUGCAGAAGGUCUGUGAUAAUGAUCAUUUACGGCGAUUGAUGUUAAUUCCCAGUCAUUGUCGGUUUGAAUGCCCUGGAAGAAUUGAUGAGCAAAAGCAGUUCUUCAAAAAACAUGUGUUGAAGCCAGUGAGAAUGCUGGUGGAGCAGUGCCAGAGGUUGGAGGCCCUGAGCCUAGGCUGCUCAGAGGAGUUGACAGUUUAUAUUGGAGCUUUCCUGGACCUCCUGGCUCGUCAUCAGGCCUGCUCUCUACGCUACCUGGGACUUGCUUCUGUCAAGGAUGACCCUGAUGAUUACCUCCUUCUAGACCUUGACCCAGGUCUCUUUCGCUCCUUUCAGAUGCUGCAGAUACUGAGUGUUGACUAUGACUACGUGAGUGACAGUAUGUUGGCAGCCCUCAGCGAAGUUGGCUUGAUUCGCUUUAUCAUUCAUGUUCACGGGAUUGAGGAAACACAUCCAGGGACCUCGAAUUCAGCCUGGACCAGUUUUGUACACCAGAAUGCCACGUGUGAGCUCCGGCUCACUCUGAUACACUCGUAUGAAGCUGUGGACAUCCUGCAUUCUGACAUUCUAAAGCCAUCCAUGCCACUCACUCAUCUGAAGGCUUUCUUCUGUGAGCAGUUGAACAGUGGCGCCCUGCACCGUCUCUCCAGCUGGUAUACACACACCCUGCGCUCGCUGUGGUGGGUCGAUUCCCUGGGGUCUGCCGCCGCGCACUGCCUCGUGCAGUCUUCUGCCGACGAACAACCGGACCCCCUCGUAAUGGCUGCCUGGCGAUGCUCCAAUCUGGAGGAGAUCAUUCUGUUAGGCUACAAGUAUUAUGUGGACAACCUGGUUGCCAUUGCCAGACUGCGAGGACAUACCCUGAAGACGCUGCACAUUGCAGCACAAGACAUCCUAUAUGACAUGGGAGAACCUAGCUUUGAUGAGGAGCUUUCUCUACAGUUUGAGGUGAGCGAGGCUCUUGGCACUGUAUGGGCUCCUCUUCCCAACUCGGAACUGCAUGAUGUGAUCCAUAAUCCGACUGCUGGCGACUCAGAUGAGUUUAUCCUUCCAGUUGUUUUGAGGGAUCAAGACGUAUAAUAACAGCUUUGAAGGUCGCAGAACAAUUGAUAUCGGCAAGAAACUGGACAAGAAUCGACAGAUCACUUCCGUCUGGUGGCGUAGAAGCUGCGACAGAGUGAGAUGCAGAGCGCAACAAGUCAAGUCAUUAGCUUGUAUGUAGCUACUUUUGAGUACUUCUGAUUGAUAGAUUAAUGUAUAUACUAAUAUGUGUACUUUUUUUUUUUGCCAAUUGCCACAACAAGAACGCCGGCGUUAUGUGGAGUUUGCACUAAGAACUGAAAGGGUAAAAAAAAAAUGAUUGUGGUUGGCAGAGAGUUUUGCUGUUUUGCAUGUCAGUAUUUUUUAUGAAGAUCGCUGAGAAGUAGUGUGACUCUAUAGUGGGUUAGUUGUGUGACUUCUCACCCCGCGUUGGGAUCGACACAGUGACCCCAAAUCAUGUUCAACAUUUCAGAAUUUGUUCCACUGGGGGUUCUGCGUUUAAUUACAUGAAGUGGGCAGCCCUGACUCACCACAUGAAAUUUUGAGUUAUAUUGCUCGCCCACAUUACGAGAUAAACCAGAAUUCCCGUACUUCAGAUGAGAUUACACGUCAUUUCUUGCUGAAGUCACAUUUUAUUGUAAUCUUAAACAGACUUGAUGUUUAAUUGAGUUUAACCAUGUCGGUAAAAAUAGUUCCCUUAAUGUGAGAAUUAUAAUUUAUGAAAUUCAUGUGAAGAAAGACAGUUUGGUGCAAACGUUGUGUUUUAAUGGGAAGAACAAGACUGAAUUAUCAUUCCAGUGUUUGGCCAUUGCAAUUAAAAUGGGGGAGGAACUUCUGUCAUAUUUGCUAGGCAAGUGAUUAAGUCCAUUUAAGACUAAGAAGCCUUUAGUGAUAACUGUGUGACAGUAAAGCCAACUCAAUUUUCUGUUGUGACAGAUGGUUACAGUGAUCCGUCAGGAUGUAAUUCCGUUGUGCAUGCGGCAUUCUCGAGAAAGAGUGGCUCUUUUAUAAUUUGGAUUUUGGUUUUUUACACAAGAGGUAAAAUUACACAGGAUUACAAAUUAUGAUACCCAUAUUGAACAUGAAAGUAACCAUGCCAUAUGAUAUACAUGUAGACUGUGUAAGUAGCCAAAAUUUUGUUUGUGGAUUUGAUGUUUCUACAUAAAAUUAAAGUGGAAACAGCAUUCAGCACAAAGUAAGAAGAAGACCCUUUCUACUCAUAAGUUAGAAGGGUUACCAACUAGAAACAGAGACAGGGGUUAGGAUGUCAGUUUGCGUAAAUAUUCUUUAAAACAGGAACAGAAACUAUGAUUUUUCAUUUGCUCCUGGCUAUCCCAGGUACUUUUUUAACUUCAGUUCAUAAUGAUAUUCACCCUUUCAUCAGUGUAAAUUGCUGGGUGUGGAACAUUAGCUGCUCAGCCCUGUGUGUUAGGCCUGUGGCGUCACACAACUAACCCUCCAUGUAGGGUGCAAGAUGCACUGUUAUCAUUUUGGUGCACAGCGUAUAGCACCGCAGGCCACUGUAGUGUGCCUGAAUGGUUGGGAGCCAUUGCUCGAUCACCGGUUGGUUUUUAAAGUUAGUUAUAGUGAACAUUCCAGAGAGUGGCUCAUUAUUUUUAAUAAUGGUGGGUAAAAUGCUGCUGCUCAAAGUUAAACCAAACAUCUGUGAUAUUUGUAGCAUCUAGUGUGCUGUGCUGGACGUAAUCAGGUUCAAAAGAGGACAGCUAUGACUCCAUACUUCUGACAGAUUGAAAUUUUAACCAGUGUCCAGUAUCAUGCUAUUUCAGCCAGUAGGAUACAUGAGUUAUGCAGGUAGUUCUACAGUAUUGUAUUUAUACUUCAUCACCUACUGUGCAGUUUACAUUCAGUAUUGUGUAUUGUCUCUGGUGUCUGUAUGGAGAUUGAUCCUUCCGCCUGUCCGAGCACUAGUCAGGCAGUGUUCUGAUAAUACCUAUGUUUCAUUCUACAACACGUCUUUGAAUCAUGGACCAGGGUUUGAUUUCUCUUUGGGUUAUUUGUGGCUCGCAGUAGGAAAAUAUUUAAUGUUGAUUUCUACCUUGUUUUCCAUGAAUUUCCUCAGUGCUUCCUCUCACCGUGUGCCGUGAGUUGUCCCGCGUAUGUUUGACCAUUAGUUUAGUUUAUUCAAAAGAAGCUGUCUCACUUUGCUGCAAUCCCUUGUUACAGAAGUAUGUAAAUGUCACAAUCAAAAAUUGAAAAAAGUUAAGGUAGAAAUGACAUUGUUUUAAAAAGAACCUACUUACAUCUGUAGUGCUAGAAGACAAAAAAAAAUCUCUCUUCGAUAAGAACAUCCUGCCAACCUUACAAGUCUGUCACUCUGUGUUGGCAGCAUUUAGUUGUUAGUUAUACAUGUGGCACUAAUGGCCAGAAUGAGCAGUAUUAGUCUGAAUGUGAGUAUGCCAACGGCAAGGGUCUUGUUUUAAUGUGUCAUUCCAGCGUAUACGGGAGCAGACAGUUGCAUGUUAAAGGUGCCCUUACUUGGCUUCUGUCACAUUCUUAAUGCAUUAUAAUAUGCUGCUCUAUGUCGUUGAACAACUUGUCUUAAACACUACUGCAAGCCAGUCAAGUUUAGUGUUUAUGUCUUUAUUGUCAUGUCAAGAAUCACAUUGCAGCAUCCCCUGUACCAGAUCUAGCUUUUAGUGGGUUUGAAGCUGAAGUUCAGUAAUGGAAUUUUGAAGUGUUUAACAUCAGAGAAAGUAGUAAUUGGUUCUGUUAUUCAAUUCAAAUACAUAUUUAGUAGCAUCACACACAUGCCAUUUCAUGAUUGUCAACACCAGAAUGUUGCUGUGGGUCAUUGGCGCCCCAUAUCAGUUAUCGAGUACAUCUAUUUUUGUUUGUUAGGUUGUGAUCAUGACUCUGAAUCUGCUUAGUGUGACAGCUGAAUUCUAAAUCAGCUCAACAUGUGCAGCUGUGUGGGUUUCUUUUCUGCUUCUCUUUUAUGAAGUGUAGAGAGAAAUCAUAACUGCGAUGUCUACUAGGAUUUCCAUUGACCAUAUCAAAAUGUAUUUCUAUAUCUAAGAUAAGCAGAAUUGUCAAAAAGAUGUUCUUUUUGGUAAUAGCAGCUUGCAUUAGGAAUCCAAAUACUGAGCUUUAGUUGCUUCAGAUCAGCAGCUUGGUCAGUCACCAACCAUUAGGUCACUUAUUUAUUUAAAUUGGCCACAAGAGGAUCACUGCAUUUUACGUGUUCCCCUGUAACCUGCCUGGAGACACGUGACAGAGCCAAGAAAGAAUCACUGGCAAGAAUAAGUUCCUUUUUUGAUUAUGAAUGUUGUAUAUUAGUUGACAUCAGUAGUCAUACAUGUUGAUUUGUGUUUAAUAUUGUGGUAUCACUGUCUGCUCCUUGCAACUAGAGUGGAACAACACUCGGUACCUGAUAAAGCGCCUCUAGUUGUUUUGUCCAACGCAGAAGAGGGACUACACAAGUUGUUUAAUUGUAUUUCAUCUAGUUGCUUGGUACUUGCAAAUCAGUGGGUGGUAUAGGAACACUGAAUGACAUGUCACAUUAAUGUAUGUUUUAGUUCUUAGCUCUUUGUAAGUGACUGGAAAUGGCUACUCUCCGUUGCAAAAGAAGUGUUAAUUAUGCCUGUAAGUAAAGAUGCAAGAGCUAGCUUGUACCAAUAGCUGGCAACACCUUAUAGAAAUUGUUGUGUUAACUGCUUUUCUGCACUUGAAAUGCUAUAGUAUGACUUGAAGAGGAUAUUGCCAUUUUCACAACGAUGCGUUGCAGACUUCAUUUGCCGCGUGUGUCGGCAGGUGCGAGUCUGAUAGUUUGUUAUCGUAACAUAUUGAUAUGUGAGUGAAUGGUGAGGCCUUGUGUGUUUUGUUUGCUGUCACUCUUUGUCAUUUGUGUCCCACUGUUUGCAAAGCAUGAGCAAAGUAAUAUCAGAUGAAGUGAGCUCAUCCUUCUGUGUGCAGCGUUGCACUCUGGGCGUGCGUUUUGUGAUAAUAGUUCCUAGUAUGUAGCAGGUUUGCAUGCCCCUCUCACCUGCUGUCAUGUCUCGCAACACUGAAAGCAAAUCCGCCAGGGACGCUGUCUCGUGUCUUCUCAAUUUUUAAAUCAACGAACUCGUCUGUGGUAUUUUAAUUUUAAACUGAAUUUGGAAACUCGAGAUCUUGGUUACCAGUAAGAGGAACUGUUAUACCAAAGAUGAUCAGCUGGUGGAUCUGUCCUGUGCGCUUGAUCCCACGAGUGGGGCAGACACCCACAAGUUCCAUUCCUUCAUCUUGUAAUAACAUGUCACUGCAAAGCUCAGCAACAUGUCAUGAGGGGACAGCUUAUGAAACGUGGAAUUAAGGUGGUGUAACUAAACUUGUUUGUUUUGUCACAUUUGGCAAGAGCCAUGUAGGAUAAUUAGAAAAUGUUGAAAACCAGCUAGCAAUGAGAUUUUUCACAGUGGUUUAAAUUGAGAGUGAGGUUCAUGGCUACCUGCAAUGUCAUUACGCAGAAGACCACAAUCAAAAUCACAGCUAUGACGGGUAGUAAAUAUUAUAAUUUAUUAAACGAUGGGCUACGCCAGACCUCAGUGUGGUUGUUACAUGUCCUUCUUCUAUUACAGGAGUUUGACUGCCCUCGUUUGCCCUUAAUUCCCAACUCAUACGUGCAGUUUUGCUCCUAACUGUUCACAUACAUGUUGACACAGCAUUGUUAAAAGAACUAAUUUGUCUCUUCAAUUUAUUUUGUGUUCUCUUUGUGCCUUGCCCAAUUUUUGUUAAGGGAGUGGAGUAAAACCAAGAUAAUUUAAGCAUUAUGGCCACUUUCUGAGACACCACACCAAGAAUUUUGUUAUCUAAUCAUGAUGGGACUUCAGGGAACCACCAUCAUAAAUUUUGAAGUAAGAUCUUAAAUCUGCUAUGAUGUUAGCUGGAACGUGGUAGAAAUUUAGUCAUCAACAUUCUAAUGUAAGAAAUGUCUGAUUUUUUCUGUUUCUGUCUUUCUUUGGAAUAGAAAUGGAACAAGCAGCAUCUUGUCUCACUGCCUUAACACCAGAUUUGGCACUAUGCCCCGUUUAUCGAUAUGUAAAAAACAAGUAGGCCUUAUAAGCAUGUGUCAGACACUAGGAGGAUGGCGUGUGGUGUGUGUUUUCCUCCCUUUCAUGCAAUGUCAAGGCCUAUGUUUGCUCAACUGUUACAAUAUAACAUGCCUGCCAACUUUACAUGCACACUAUUUUACUGCUCACUGUUCAGCUUCACAUUGUAUGGUUGUCUCACGUUUGCUAUUAUUGUAGUAUUCUGGUCUCGAGCCGUGAGUUCUGUCUUAGCAUUUCUGUGUCUUGUGACAUUGCACUGUUCAGAAACUUGUAUAUUCACAGCAGGAGGCAUGGAAAUAUUAAUUGUGGUUUUUACAUUGUGAAGCAUAUUACAGUAAAGGACUCUGUGUCUUGGAAUGUUCAGUUUUUUUAAAUGUCCUCAUUGUGCAUAAGAACCUUCGUAAGUGUGUGGGUGUGCGCGAGAGAGAGUGCAUGCGUGUGGGGGGUGUUUGCACGAAUGUGGAGUAAGAAUAUAAAUGUGUACUGAUAUUUGUUUUAUGAUUCUGCAUCUUGUCUUAAAUCCUGUGUCUGCAUAUUAUAUUUGUAAAUUCUGUAGCAGUUGUCAGAUGAACUGGUGUUUUUGUCAUAUUCCAUCUUGUGCCAUUUUCAAACAAAAUUUUCACUCUCUUCAUGUUCAUAGUCCACUCUCUCUCCAUUCAUAUUGGCAUCGUACAAGAAUUUGUGUAAUUAAUUUCAAGACACAAAAGUGAUUUGACAGAACUUGUGUGCUUCUACUGCAGUCUGUGUGGCAUUUAGUAUUAAUCUGUUUAUUCACAGUUGUGUGGUUGGUUUUAGAAGAUUGGCAGGCAUGUGUGAGAGCCAACGUAAAGUAGAGACAAUCUCUGUGUUAGUGCUAGAGACUUAGUUCCACUUGUCUGUGAUGUAUAUUCUUCCCUGUGUCUGUAUCCUCAUGUCUAUGUGGAAAGAUAAAAUAUAUUAUUGUUGUUAUGAUUAUUAUUGAUAUAAAUAAAUAUAUAUAUAUAUAUA
Zootermopsis nevadensis is the source of this 7472-nucleotide messenger RNA. RefSeq names its product F-box only protein 33. Gene Ontology annotation, molecular function: protein binding. Lineage: Eukaryota; Metazoa; Arthropoda; Insecta; Blattodea; Termopsidae. Gene Ontology annotation, biological process: positive regulation of protein ubiquitination. The record is from RefSeq and is a predicted model, not a curated record.